Molecule: messenger RNA, 560 nt
Organism: Tachysurus fulvidraco (yellow catfish)
Lineage: Eukaryota; Metazoa; Chordata; Actinopteri; Siluriformes; Bagridae
Product: polyadenylate-binding protein 1-like
Exons: 3
Coding region: 53-319 (88 amino acids)
Cellular component (GO): cytosol
Molecular function (GO): mRNA binding
Source: RefSeq, a predicted model, not a curated record
AGCGAAGUGCUAACAAAUCAAUUAAACUGCUAAUUAACAUAGCUUUAUAAGAAUGGGAGCAGGCCAAAGUCCAGCAGAUGCCUGUGAAACACAAGAAGCUCCACAAGGAACGACAGUAAAACUACUUCUGAGGAACCUUGACUGCAAUGUGGAUGACGGGCGCCUACACGAAGAAUUCCACCCUUUUGGAACCGUAAUCAAUGUACAGAUCAUUGUGGAGAAUGGCCGCCCCAAAGACACUGGCUUUGACACUUUUGCAUCUGCCGAUGAAGCCAGAAAUGCCAUCAUUAAGAUGAAGGCAGCAGGCCACUGUACAUAAGUCCGAUUCGGAGCAAGGAGGUGCAUGGAGCAAGGCACAGAGAGAGGAUGGAGAGGAGCCCAAAAGAACAUCCAGCUACAGCACCGCUCAGUUGUACUGGCCAGCAGAUGAAUGUUGAAUGUAUUUGAAAUGUUUACUGGACUAUUAAUGUUUUUGGACAAUCACUGCUUCAGAUUUGACAAAACGUCUGCUAUAUAGUUAAACUUUUUAAAAUUUAAAUAAAGACAAUUUAACUAAGUGA